AUGGAACUCUCAUCUGGCUGUGGUGUGUGCGGCAAGAAAGAUGGAGUUCUCUGCUGCUCUGGCUGCAAAGUGAUGAUGUACUGUGGUGUCGAACACCAGAUCGCUCAACGCCAAGAGCACAAGUCUGCUUGCAGCGCCAUUAGAAGAUGUCGUGUUGAUAUGGAGAAGGAAGAAAAGGCCUUACGGGAUCAUCCAGGAAAUCCAUUUACCUACGGCGUCGGAAAUUUCUGGACAAUCCUCUCGACACGCCCUUACAUGCGAUCCCGCGCUGCCCUGUGUAAUACCAUGAGCUUUGUUAAUAAUGUCCAAUCGCUUCAAGAACAGCUCAAUGUCUUGAUGGAAACCCUGCGACUCUGCCGAGGCGAUAACAUGGGCGCGCGAGACGUCAUCCCCGGCCUGAUGAUUCGUCUCCAGCAGGACCAGGAGUGCUACGAUUUUCUGAAGUGGUGGGCUACAACCGGUCAGAAUAACGACUAUGAUUGGGGUAAUACCACUCUGCCAUACCUUGACAUCAAGAACGCCAACCCGCUCGAGCCAGUCGAUAUGUUCUGUGGAAAGUUGAUUGAUCUUACCCAUAUCGUUUCUGUGACUCUAGUCAAAGUCAAAGUGCUUCAAGUGAUCCUCACAAGCAUGGGACCUCCUGGAAGUGUUGCCCACAUGCUGGGACUCGGCCUCCAACCUUCGAGUAUCGCUAAAAACCCCAAUAUCACCAAUUGUGACGACGGACAACUCGAAGGUGAGCAACUAAAAGCCCAGAUUCGCGCUUUGUACGAGGACGUCCAGGAAUUGAAUCCCCACUUUUGGCCGGCCCUUCUGAACCCAGGUGAACAUUUGGAGGUCCAAACCCCGAUAUUUUCAAUUGGGAGCGUGGAACAGAUGCGGGUGGUCUUGAACUUGACUUAUGAAGCAUGGUACGAGGCCCCUGGAGCUAUUGCUUUUAUUGAGAUGGCCGUUGCGGGUGAACUUUGA
Molecule: messenger RNA, 969 nt
Organism: Penicillium expansum
Lineage: Eukaryota; Fungi; Ascomycota; Eurotiomycetes; Eurotiales; Aspergillaceae
Product: zinc finger MYND domain-containing protein
Exons: 1
Coding region: 1-969 (322 amino acids)
Source: RefSeq, a predicted model, not a curated record